Molecule: messenger RNA, 848 nt
Organism: Odocoileus virginianus texanus
Lineage: Eukaryota; Metazoa; Chordata; Mammalia; Artiodactyla; Cervidae
Source: RefSeq, a predicted model, not a curated record
CCCCAGCUCAGCCAGACCCCCGGGCCCAACUGCCCCAUCUUCCUGCCCAGUGACUCCGAGUGGGACUGGCUGCUGGCCAAGACGUGGGUGCGCUAUGCCGAGUUCUACUGCCACGAGGGCAUCUCCCACUUGCUGGAGACCCACCUCAUCGCUGAGGCCUUCUGCCUGGCCUUGCUGAGGCAGCUACCCAUGUGCCAUCCCCUCUACAAGCUCCUCAUCCCCCACACCCGGUACACCAUCCAGAUCAACAGCAUCGGGCGGGCUGUCCUCCUUAAUGAAGGGGGGCUCUCCGCCAGGAGUAUGUCCCUGGGCCUGUCGGGCUUUGCCGAGGCGAUGGUGCGGGCUCUGUCGGAGAUCAAGUACGAAAACCUCUACCUCCCCGAUGACUUCGUGAGACGUGGGGUUCAGGACCUGCCAGGGUAUUAUUACCGGGAGGACAGCCUGGCAGUGUGGGAUGCACUGGAGAGGUAUGUGACAGAGAUCAUCACCUACUAUUACCCGUGUGACGCCGCCGUGGAAGGUGACCUGGAAUUGCAGUCCUGGGUGCAGGAGAUAUUCAAGGAGUGUCUACUAGGGCGUGAGAGUUCAGGCUUCCCCACAUGCUUGCGAACUGUGCCUGAACUGAUCCGAUAUGUCACCAUUGUCAUCUACACCUGCUCUGCCAAGCAUGCAGCUGUCAACACAGGGCAGUUGGAAUUCACCGCCUGGAUGCCCAACUUCCCCUCAUCCAUGCGGAACCCACCAAUACAGGCCAAGGGGCUGACCACGCUGGAGACCUUUCUUGACACAUUGCCGGAUAUUAAGACCACAUGCAUCAUCCUACUGGUGCUUUGGACACUCAGUCGGGA